Messenger RNA from Schistocerca americana (American grasshopper), 1542 nucleotides. RefSeq lists its product as uncharacterized. The transcript has 9 exons. The coding region runs from base 67 to 1542 and encodes 491 amino acids. Lineage: Eukaryota; Metazoa; Arthropoda; Insecta; Orthoptera; Acrididae. The record is from RefSeq and is a predicted model, not a curated record.
AAGCCGCGUCACCCGUCACUGCGGCACAGUCGACAACAGGUAGCUCACACCACCGACACCAGCAGCAUGAACCGCUACGUAGCUCUGCUCCUCUGCGCCUCCGUGGUGCUCGUCGCGGCCGCCGAGGAGAAGUACCCGGCCACGUUCGACAGCCUGGACCUGAAGGAGCUGCUGUCGGAUGAAACUCGAGUCCAGGAUGCGAUGCGCUGCCUGCUGGAAGAAGGAGACGCAGCGUGCAGACCCGCCGGGAAGGCGCUCAAGGAGGUGCUGCCCGAAAUAGUGCGUACAGACUGCGCCAAGUGCACUGAGACACAGCACAAGAAGAUCGGAGGUUUCUUCGGAGAGAUUUCGCACCGCCACCCAGACCUCAUGAAGAAGUUGCUGGACAAGUACGACCCAUCUGGAGAAUACAGGAAGAAGUACGCCAAGUCCUGGGCCGAGCACGAGGUGCUGCCCGAAAUAGUGCGUACAGACUGCGCCAAGUGCACUGAGACACAGCACAAGAAGAUCGGAGGUUUCUUCGGAGAGAUUUCGCGCCGCCACCCAGACCUCAUGAAGAAGCUGCUGGAAAAGUACGACCCAUCAGGAGAAUACAGGAAGAAGUACGCCAAGUCCUGGGCCGAGCACGAGGUGCUGCCCGAAAUAGUGCGUACAGACUGCGCCAAGUGCACUGAGACACAGCACAAGAAGAUCGGAGGUUUCUUCGGAGAGAUUUCGCGCCGCCACAAAGACCUCAUGAAGAAGCUGCUGGACAAGUACGACCCAUCUGGAGAAUACAGGAAGAAGUACGCCAAGUCCUGGGCCGAUGGGGCUGAGGUGUCGGGUGAUCGACCCCCGCUCCCUCCUCCGGCAACCACAGAGCGAUACGCCGCCACUCCAGGCCACGCCAGGCCGGCAUAUAAGCCGCGCCAGCCGUCACUGCGGCACAGUCGACAACAGGUAGCUCACAGCGCCGACACCACCAGCAUGAACCGUCACGUAGCUCUGCUCCUCUGCGCCUCAUUGGCGUUCGUCGCGGCCACCGAGGAGAAGUACGCGGCCACGUUUGACAGCCUAGACCUGAAGGAGGUACUGUCGGAUGAAACUCGAGUCCAGGAUGCGAUGCGCUGCCUGCUGGAAGAAGGAGAUGCAGCGUGCAGACCCGCCGCGAAGGCGCUCAAGAAGGUGCUGCCCGAAAUAGUGCGUACAGACUGCGCCAAGUGCACUGAGACACAGCUCAAGAAGAUCGGAGGUUUCUUCGGAGAGAUUUCGCACCGCCACCCAGACCUCAUGAAGAAGUUGCUGGACAAGUACGACCCAUCUGGAGAAUACAGGAAGAAGUACGCCAAGUCCUGGGCUGAGCACGAGGUGCUGUCCGAAAUAGUGCGUACAGACUGCGCCAAGUGCACUGAGACACAGCACAAGAAGAUCGGAGGUUUCUUCGGAGAGAUUUCGCGCCGCCACCAAGACCUCAUGAAGAAGCUGCUGGACAAGUACGACCCAUCUGGAGAAUACAGGAAGAAGUACGCCAAGUCCUGGGCCGAGCACGGCAUCCGCCUAUAA